UAACUGUUUUGUAAUAGUUAUCGAUGAUUAACUUCUCUUAUAUGAGUUUUGUGUUGGCUACCUCUUAAUCUCUUUGGUUAUUGAUAGAAGUUAGAAUUGUUUAUCAUAGGUAUAUAACUAAGUAGUUUGCAUUGAAAAUUUGGUGGCUGCGUAUAAUUCAUGGAUGUAAGUGUAGUAUAGGUAACGUUAGUAAUCCUAAGAGGGUUGAGUCCGGGAGUUUAUUAGCGUUAUGUUGUAUUCUUUGUUGCUAAUUUGACUUUUGCAUUUCUGGGAAAAGAAUAGUAUUAUAUUGACUUAAAACAUGUUAACUGGCCAUGAGGUUGGCCAAGUAUGAUUACAGAUCUGGGAUGUCGGGCAUAUUUUACUGAUAAAUAGAGGCUGUCUAAGAAUGUCGAAAUGUUAGUCAUCUCCUGUUACACAUCGUGAAAUGUUCCUAUUUAGCUUUUUCUUCUUCGCUGGGUCACGGGCAUUGUGCUUUACUUUUUGAAACAUAUUGCUUCAAAUUAGAAUAAAUGGUUUUGAUGACUUAUGGAUUUCAGUGGUAAAGAGGCAAACACCAUUUGCUCUUCUAGAAUUUCAAACUUUAGAACCCUUAGGCAAUCUCUUGGAUUUUGCAUUGAGGAUGCUAUCGAUCUUAUGCAAAAUAAUCUAUUUAAUUACAUAAAGUCAAGUUCCGAAGCAGUAGCUGAUGCCCAGUUUGGUGCUUUAAGCAAGGGUCACAGGCUAAACACUACAAAAAGAUCCUGCCAAAUCUUGUAUCUAAUUAGCUGGUCAGGAGAAUUGGGAGGUUCCAGUAUGGCAGAUGCCAGCCCCAGGACUGAUACUUCAACAGAUGACACUGAUGAGAAGAAUCAAAGGUUUGGAAGAGGUCAAAUGAAUGCUAUUGUGGCUUCUGAUUCUAGCGAUAGAUCAAAAGAUAAAACAGAUCAGAAGACAUUGCGUAGGCUUGCUCAAAAUCGUGAGGCUGCAAGAAAAAGCCGGUUAAGGAAAAAGGCAUAUGUGCAGCAAUUGGAGAGUAGCCGACUGAAACUGACUCAACUUGAGCAAGAGCUACAGCGAGCUCGUCAGCAGGGGAUAUUCAUUUCAAGCUCAGGAGAUCAAUCUCAUUCAAUGAGUGGAAAUGGUGCACUGGCAUUUGACGUUGAAUAUGCACGGUGGCUAGAGGAGCACAAUCGGAAGAUAAAUGAGUUGAGGACUGCAGUCAAUUCACAUGCUGGUGAUGCAGAACUUCGCAUUAUUGUGGACAGUGUUACAACGCAUUUUGAUGACAUUUUCAGGCUGAAAGGCACUGCGGCAAAAGCUGAUGUUUUCCAUAUCUUAUCAGGAAUGUGGAAAACACCAGCAGAGCGGUGUUUUCUGUGGAUUGGAGGCUUCCGUUCAUCUGAGCUUCUUAAGCUUCUUUCAAAUCAAUUGGAGCCUCUAACUGAGCAACAGUUUAUGGGAAUCCAAAAGUUGCAGCAGUCAUCACAACAGGCUGAAGAUUCAUUGUCACAAGGGAUGGAAGCAUUGCAACAAUCUUUGGCUGAGACUUUGGCCAAUGGUUCACCUUCUGCCCCUUCUGGAUCAUCUGGGAAUGUGGCAAACUAUAUGGGUCAAAUGGCCAUGGCCAUGGGAAAGCUAGGAACUCUUGAAGGGUUCCUUCUUCAGGCUGAUAAUCUGCGUCAACAAACACUGCAACAAAUGCAUCGAAUUUUGACAACUAGGCAAUCAGCUCGGGCUCUUCUUGCCAUAAAUGAUUAUUUUUCUCGGCUUCGAGCUCUCAGUUCUCUUUGGCUGGCUCGGCCCCGGGAGUGAGAAAUCUGGUCCUCUUCAAGCCAAUUGACUGUCAUUUAAUCAAAUUAUAUUAGUGUCCUUGGAGCAAUGCAAAUGCAAUGAUUGUAGGGUAGAAUGCUGCUGUUGUUCUUCCACUUUCGAGUCGGACAUUCAUUCAGGAUACAGGUGAGGUCGCUUCUAUUGUGUGUAGAUUUUCUUUGUAUGGACAGAACAAAUGCGGGCAUGCUGAAAUGCUGAUUGCUUCUGUUGUAAAACUUUAGCCCCAUAAUUUGAUGGCUUUGAUUUUAGAAUUAAGAAAGGAAGAUAGGGAAAUGAUAUAAAUAUGUAAACAUAGGAUACAGAUUUCAAUUUGUAGAUCAAAAAGCAGGAUGAAAAUAGUUACGUUUUGGGUGUUUGAUCUUACAGUCUUUUGCUUUUGCUUGUAUAAAGGUUAAACCCUUCCAUUGUUGUAAUGUAAUUGAUCAUACUAUCCCUUGCAUUAUAAUAA
Molecule: messenger RNA, 2260 nt
Organism: Gossypium arboreum
Lineage: Eukaryota; Viridiplantae; Streptophyta; Magnoliopsida; Malvales; Malvaceae
Product: transcription factor TGAL1-like
Exons: 10
Coding region: 529-1794 (421 amino acids)
Biological process (GO): regulation of DNA-templated transcription; DNA-templated transcription
Molecular function (GO): DNA-binding transcription factor activity; sequence-specific DNA binding
Source: RefSeq, a predicted model, not a curated record